Molecule: messenger RNA, 975 nt
Organism: Oryzias melastigma (Indian medaka)
Lineage: Eukaryota; Metazoa; Chordata; Actinopteri; Beloniformes; Adrianichthyidae
Gene: pcgf1
Product: polycomb group ring finger 1
Exons: 9
Coding region: 65-847 (260 amino acids)
Biological process (GO): negative regulation of transcription by RNA polymerase II
Cellular component (GO): PRC1 complex
Molecular function (GO): promoter-specific chromatin binding
Source: RefSeq, a predicted model, not a curated record
UGCCCGCCUUUCCGUAUACAAAUACUCCUUCCUGUUUACCCGGAAGUUAGUUCAAUUUCCAAAGAUGGCGGAACAGGGUCCGAUGGCCAUAGCGAUGCGGCUACGAAACCAGCUCCAGUCCGUUUACAAACUGGACCCGCUCAGAAAUGAGGAGAAAGUCAAGCUGAAGAUCAAGGACCUGAAUGAACACAUCGUCUGCUACCUCUGUGCAGGCUACUUCAUAGAUGCCACCACAAUCACAGAGUGUUUGCACACAUUCUGUAAAAGUUGCAUAGUGAAAUACCUACAGACCAGCAAAUAUUGUCCAAUGUGUAAUAUCAAAAUCCAUGAAACGCAGCCCCUGCUCAACCUCAAACUGGAUCGAGUCAUGCAGGACAUUGUCUACAAACUGGUGCCUGGACUUCAAGAAAGCGAAGACAAAAGAAUAAAAGAAUUUUACCAGUCACGUGGAUUAGAGAGAGUCGUCCAACCUGCUGGGGACAACAUGUCAGACGCAGCAGGUUUACCGUACACAAGUUUCGACCACUCCAAAGCCCACUUCUACAGAUAUGAUGAGCAGGUUUCGCUGUGCUUGGAAAGGCUAAGUUCGUCCCUCGCUGGGAAAGAUAGGACAAAACUUGCACUUCGGCAGAAGUUUGUUCGAUGUUCUGUGCGAGCAGAGGUGAGACACCUCCGGAAAGUUCUUUGUCAUCGGCUAAAUGUGGAGAAAAACCAGGUCCAGAUGUUAUUCAACAACGAGUCUCUGCCUGAUCACAUGACCAUGAAGCGGUUGUGGCUCUCACACUGGUUUGGCAAGUCACAACCAUUAGUUCUUCACUACAUAAUCAAGGACAAAAGGAGCAGAUAAAAGUCCUGUUGCAGCCGAAGGACAGCUGUACAUAUUUUGUUCAUAUAUAUUCUAUUUUAUUAGUGUUUAUGUACAUAAGCCUAUUUUCCUUGUUUUGUAUUUUUGAAAAUAAAAUUUAAAUGAAGACA